This is a messenger RNA of Mytilus trossulus (common blue mussel), 2586 nucleotides long. RefSeq lists its product as uncharacterized. The transcript has 4 exons. Bases 100 to 1071 code for a protein of 323 amino acids. NCBI's taxonomy places the organism in Eukaryota, Metazoa, Mollusca, Bivalvia, Mytilida, Mytilidae. The record is from RefSeq and is a predicted model, not a curated record.
UCCGAAUGAUAUCGCUGUGGUAACGUUUAUCAACAAAUAUGGCGGCUAAUUAAAUGGUUUCCCUUUAGAAAAUAUCGGAUACCCGUAAUUUCAAUAACAAUGACGCUAUACAUGCCACCGUUAGCCCGUAAAAAGCGAGUACCAGAACGAUACAAUCCGGAUUCAUUCAGAGUUAUCAGUACAAAUGCAGAGGACGAUCACCCAAAAUUUCCCGGCGACAACAAAUUUCCAGUUCCCGACCGGGAACAACUAAAACGAGGAGUAGCACUACCAGACAUUUAUAACCGAUCAACACAAGUCUUACCGAAGGAAGUACCAGAUUACCGAGUUCACAGACCACAUCCGAAUAGCUGUGGAUUCCUAAGACAUAAUGUUAGAAUAUUGAACGAGCCUAUUUGUAGUGUAUACACGGGCGAAACACACGAUGAGCAAAACUUAUGGUGGCCUUCACGGACAUCUGACGAACCAUUACAGAUACCCCCCAAAACAAAAGAUACAAUAUAUAGAGAAGGAUAUAUGAGGGAUUCCCCAUUUUCAGCUAGAGGAUUUACACGACAUGAAGCUAAUCCAAAUAAAAAUGCCGCUCAUGGUGUUGUUCCAGUGAAUUUUCUUGGGGCAACAGAUGGUCAGAAAAGGAUUUUCCAGGAAAAGAUAUCAUUUGAACAUCAAUAUAAUAGUCGAUCAGAUCCUAAUUAUCCAAUUAGAAAUAAACGUCAUGGUAGUUUUGUUUGGGACCAAGCGUCAAAAGAACAGGCAGAUAAAAUCGUACAACAACAAAGUCAUAUAGAAAGCAAUGACAGAGCUGAAGUUAAACCUUUUAAUGGUGCUACAUUAGAUACCCAUCCAGUGAUACCGCCUCCUCAACCAACUUGUGAACCAACGUCGAGGUCACCACCCAAGUCACCACCUAAGUCACCUCCGGCAUCUACCACUCAGUCACCUAAGAGAAUUACCCCUCCUGCUACCGCAUUGGUGAGCUGCAAUGGGGAUAGUGUCUCAAAAGAAGAAAAAUCUGAACCAAGAACUAAUAAUGGGACCACCACUUCUGUUAACGAGUCCGGUGAAAAAUAAAAAUGUUUUAGAAUGUUACCAUUGAAAGACAAUGUAACUUUAUUAUCACUUGUUAAGUUUUGUUAUUCUUUCUUAGUUUAUUUGAAAAGGCCAAAGGCUUUUAGGGAACAUGCAUAGUUUUUGUUGUAAUUUUCAGGGUAGAAAUUCAUUCUAAAUGGUAUUAGCGAAGUAAUAAAUAUCUAAAUAAUGUUAGGGUCAUUCGUUCUGCUUAGAUUUGCAUAAUAUAAAUUCUAUGAUAAGCAUAUGCAAAAUAUGCGUUUAUAGUAUUAAAAGGGAUCAGCUGAGUAAAACUUCUAAAGCAAAGGAAAAAAUCUAUUAUUUUCUUUAAGUAUGUGCUUUCUCCCUUAAAACCGUUAAGAGAAAGUUCGAUUUCAGUUCAAAUUAGAACAGAAGAUUUCGAUGUUUUACGUUAUUUUAUGUGGAGUUGUUCAGUUGAUUUUUUUUUGUUCUUCACAGUUUUUUUUUCAGAAUAUAUAUUUUUAAUGCAAUAUUUUAAGAAUGCUGUGAUAUUGACUUUCAAAUGAAUGAAUCAUUAAAAAAGUAUUAAUUUGCCAAGAAUUCAUAUUUUGCUAAUCUGUAUUUAUUUUGAUACCUUUAUGUAUUUUUAAAAGUUUUAUGCAAUUUUUAAAAUCAUUCAAAACAUCUUUAUAUACACAUUUAAGCUUGAUUUGGAGCGCAUUGUUGAGUAGGACCAAUUACAGUCAUUAGCGUUACAUUUUUACAUUUUAAAUGUAUAAUCCCUAAGAAAAUUUAAAAAAAAGUACAAAAAUUUCCUAUACAAAGUAAGAAGUAUAUUGAUAUGUAAUCCUUUUCUUUUUAAUUCAUGGGAAUUCAGAAACAAUAUAACAUGUACUUCAUUGUCCUAUUAUAAAUCCUAGCCAAAACACGUUUUUUCUUUCUUAUUUCACGUUAUUGUCAAAAGCUUUUAUAUAUAUUAUAGAAUUUAUAAAAAAAAGUAUUAUAUGUUUUCUUAUGUAUUAUUUGCACAUAGACUGGACAAUCUAACAGUUGCCAAUUUUAACAUAGUAAGGAUUGACGAAUUGCAUUUGAUUAUUCUUAUAUUUUAUAUGAAGAUUGUUUGAAAAAAAAUCAAUGUUAAAUUUGCAUAAUAUAACAGAUAAUUAGGUUUGUAUUUGAAAAUAACAAUGCUUUCAAUCACACUUAUUUUAUAACACUUAUUUUCAUUUUUAUAUGGAGUUUGACUGUUGUAAAAACUGCCUUGUCACAAUCAUUGUUUACACUAGUUAAUGUAUCAUUUUUUUUGUUUCUUGGUUGAAAAUGUUUGUUAAGCAUUUGGAAUACUAGUAUUAUGUUUGAUUUGUAACAUUGUUAGAGAAUAUCACCACUGCUGAGAAGUUUGCAUUUAAAUCAUGUUAUGUAUAGUGACUGUAUACAAUAGUGUUUCAAUAUGUAUUGCUAUACUGUAAAAUCGAUUAGAUUUUCAAUGUAUUUUAAAUUUAAAAAUGUACUUUUCUAGGGCUUUCAGCAAUGAUGAAUAAAAUACAUUUUUCUUGA